AUGGAUCCAAACAAAUCCAAUAGUCUCAAUGCUCAACAUCAGCUCAAUGCUCAUGGACAAGAUGAUCAGUCCAACGUUCAGGUGUUGGUACUCCCUAACUCUUAUGAUGUCCCAGGACCAUUGAUUGUUAUGGAAUUGGCAAUUGCCAUUUGGAAGGCUGCAACAACAACUGCUCGAUCCUAUAUAAGCCAAAACCUCCAUCCUGUACAACAACAACAAAUCAGUGCAAUGAAAUGGGAGAGAUGUUGGCUCACCUUGAUGGCAUUGCAGAAAGAGCAAGAACUGAACAACAUGUUCAAAUGGCUGGAAAGCGAGUGA
Molecule: messenger RNA, 318 nt
Organism: Suillus bovinus
Lineage: Eukaryota; Fungi; Basidiomycota; Agaricomycetes; Boletales; Suillaceae
Exons: 3
Coding region: 1-318 (105 amino acids)
Source: RefSeq, a predicted model, not a curated record